Molecule: messenger RNA, 1263 nt
Organism: Haemonchus placei
Lineage: Eukaryota; Metazoa; Nematoda; Chromadorea; Rhabditida; Trichostrongylidae
Source: the annotation of a GenBank genome assembly
AUGGAAUGCGGUUACGGUGGUGGAUCUUUUGGUGAACUCGAUCUGUCUGAACUUCAACCAAUGGUUAUCUCCACCUCUUUUGGUUGGAUCAAAGGACAAGGCAAGUUGUUCUAUUGUAAUUUCUUAGCGAAUUGUGAUAGUAGGCAGUUGGAUCAGUCAGUACGACAGCGAUUGUUCGAAAAGCACAAUCUACUCAGGGGAAGUCUAGCGAGAGGACAGACGGAAGCUAAUGGGAAUUAUGGCAUUGCACCACCAGCGGCCAACAUGCAUAGGAUGAGAUAUAGCUGUGAUGCAGAAUCGUACGCCCAACAGCAUGCCAAUACUUGCAAUGAGAUGGUACUUCCGCAAGAUGCACGUCCAGGAUACAAAGAAAACAUCUACAGUUUUAGAGGAACCGGCGGUCAGGCGGAUGCUGCCGAAGCUGCUACAAAUGCAUGGUGGAGCCAGCUUGCUAGGAAUGGCAUGAGAACGGAUAUGUCGUUCACGAACGAUGUUCAAUCUGACCAAACUGCAGCAGUGGCACAAUGGGCAAAGAUGGCAUGGUGGAACAACCAAAUAGUUGGUUGUGCCAUACGUCAAUGUAGCGGAUUUAUGUUCGUGGUUUGCAUGUAUCGUCCAGGAGGCGACAACAUAGGAGAACGAGUUUACAACGUUGGAGCGGUGUGUUCACAAUGCCCAGAAGCGUACUGUGACAGUAGGCAGCUGGAUCAGUCAGUACGGCAGAGAUUGUUUGAGAAACAUAAUUUACUCAGGGGAAGUCUAGCGAGAGGACAGACGGAAGCUAAUGGGAAUUAUGGCAUCGCACCACCUGCUGCCAACAUGUAUCGCAUGAGAUAUAGCUGUGAUGCUGAAUCGUAUGCCCAACAGCAUGCUAACACGUGCAAUGAGGUGGUACUGCCACCAGAUGCACGUCCAGGAUACAAGGAAAACAUGUACAGUUUUAGAGGAACCGGGGGUCAGGCGGAUGCUGCUGAAGCUGCCACGAACGACUGGUGGAGCCAGCUUGCGAGGCAUGGCAUGAGAACGGAUAUGUUGUUCACGAGCGAUGUUCGAUAUCGACAAACCGAAAGGGUAACAAAGUGGGCAAAGAUGGCAUGGUGGAACAAUCUUCUAGUUGGGUGCGCCAUAAAUCAAUGUAACGGAUUUAUGUUCGUGGUCUGCAUGUAUCGUCCAGGAGGCAACAACAUUGGAGAGCGAGUGUACAACGUAGGAGCGGUGUGUUCACAAUGCUCAGGUCAAUGCGUUGAAGGACUCUGCCUCUAA